AUGGCCAGCUGUUGGGAUCCAAGCAGCUCAGCAGCGACAACCAAGGAGAAGGCUCUACUGUCUGGCGGAAAGAGCCCUUCGCCCGAGUAUCUCCAUCGACUCUUCUUGGAGGAACUGCAUAAGCCUUUGUUCCGCAUGUUCGCGGACCAGGGCGAGAAGUGUCGCGAGGUUUCGCUGUCGAUGACGUUGCGCUUCGCGGAUCUGCUGCCGCUGCAGGACGUGGAGAACGUCCUGCCGCUGCUGCUUGCAGCCCUGCUGGGCAGAUUUCGUAGUCAUCCAUUCCCAGAGCAGAGUGAGGAGCUUCGCCUUGAGGCCCUUCGAGUGCUCAGCCACCUCUUCGAUGUCUGCAAGGAGAAGUUGAACCCGUUUGCCAGCGACAUUUUGGACGCUCUCUCCAAGGCGUUGACGGAUAGCUGUCCCGAUGCAAAGAAGGAAUGCUGCGAGAUCACCAAGAAGGUGAGCCAGUACUUCGAUGCGGAGCGGGUCAGCCGCGCGGGAAGUCCGUUGGUCGCAUCAUUGCUUGCCAACCUCAAGCAUCAGCAGUGGAAGGUGAGAAGAGCCACGCUGGAGAGCAUUGGAGCUCUGUUACUUCAGGAGGCGACCAUGAUGGAUCACAUGGAGGACGUGCUCCCACAUCUCAAUGCUUUGCUGAGCGACAGGACACCUGGGGUAAGACAGAGCCUUGCUGAAAUUCUGGAGAGGUGGCUGUUGAAAGGCUUGAGCUUCCGGGUGCUACCAGCCAGCAAUAGUUUUGAUGAUGAUGGGCCUGAAGGCUUCGAGAAGUUCGAGUCCCGGCUGCUGAUUCUUCUUCUAGGUGUUGCAGCAGAUGAAGAAGCGGAGCAGGCACCACACCCUGGCCUAUUUGGCGAAACAGCCAUGCUGAAAGUCACGGGUUUGGCCGGGGAUGUGAUCUGUGUUGUGAACAUCUCGGACCGGAGCCUGGAGCGUGUCUCUGACCUCAAGGAGGAGAUCUGCCGAGUCUCCAAGAUCUCUCCGAAGCUGCAGAAGCUGCUGCUGGGGGAUGCCAUUCUCCAGAACUGCGACCGUCUCCAAGAGGUCCUGAAAUCCUCCGAGGCCGAGAUCCAGCUGAUCCGCUUCGACAAAUGGUCCGAGGAGGUCACAAGAGACUGGAAGCGCCUGCGCAAGGCCUCCCAGGCCGUGCGCAACGACCGGGACUUGGUGAUGGCUUGCAUGGAUGCCAGUGAAGGGGAAGCCAUCAAAUUUGCCGGGGAGGACGUUCGGGCGGAUCGCGAGAUCAUGCUGGCGGCCAUGAAAUUUAACCGCUCGCUGUGUCGCUAUGCGCGAGGAGACUUGCACACGGACCGCACCUUCCUGUUGGCUGCGCUGGACAACACGGGUUUCUUCCCGCGCUUCUCUGGUUGGCUACGAUGGCAAGCGUCGCCAGAGCUAUGUGCAGAUUACGACUUCUUGCUCAAGAUGUUGGCCAAGGACGGUGCUUCAUUUCGAGUGGUGCAGGAGGAUCUGAGGUCCAAUCCCACCCUGGCGACUGUGGCCAUCCAGAAUUCUCCUGCAGCCUUUCGCUUCGCUGGGGACGCGCUUAGAGGGAAUCCCACUGUGGCGGGGUUGGCAGCGAAACUGGACCCGUUGAAUCUGGAGUUUGUGGCCGAGAACUUGAAGGCGGACAGAGCCUUUGUGCUUGAAGCAUUGGAGGUGAGAACUUUGGGUGGCUAUUCCAAUUCCAUCUUGAAACACUUGCCCUUACCGCUGCGAUCCGACUUGGAAGUGGUGUCCAAGGCUUUGGCUUACAUCUCUCCAUACUUCCUCUCCAAGGAGUUGGAAUACGUCAGCAGCGAGCUCAGGAACCACCCCGAGAUUCGGAAGUUGCAUCCCUACGGGCCCUACGGGCACCGUGGCGCGGAACCGGUGCGCUGUCGUCCUGCGACGAGCAAAAGAACGGCCAAAAAGGAGGAGGACGACAUGUCACAGCUGCACUUGAGCCAAGAAUGGGCCCUGGACAAGGCCACCCAGCAGCUGCCCUCCUUCUGGUCGGAGUUGGUGAAGAUCGAUCCCAUGGCCUUGCGAUGUUUGAGUGAAGAUGCUCGGCAGAACCGGCAGCUGGUCAUGACUGCGGUGAAGAAAUGUGGCUUGGCCCUGCAAUAUGCCAGUGCUGAGUUGAAAGAAGAUCGAGAAGUGGUGAAGGUGGCAUUGAAGGAGAGCAGCUGGGCGUAUGAUUACAUCCCUGAAUCCCUGCGAUUGGACCGGGAGAUUGCUGUUCUGGCGUUUCGUUUGCACCGGAUGAAACUGCCCAAGCAACUCUUGAACGACAAGGAUGCAGUGGUAGCGGCAGCAGAAAUUGCCGCCCGAAGAGCCGAAAAUCCUGGAGACUGGGGAUACUGCAACUUUGACCAAGCUGGCCACGACAGGAAGGGGCCCCCGAUCACCUUAUCAUGCUGUUGGUCGGAGCAGGGGGUGAGCUCCUUCAGAGGAGUCACCCCCAAGAAGAUGGAGGGUUUACUCAGUUUUGCCCGAAGAGAAGGGCUGACUGAGGAAGAAGCCCAGAAAGUCCUGAGGUUGAACCGUCCAGUAACAGAUGCUGGAUGGGUUGAAGCAGAAGACUUGGGAGAAGAAGCCCUGUUGAUUGCAAAGGAAACUAUGGAGGCGGGCAGGUACCUUGAGUACGCCUGCUAUGAAUCAACAGGGGCACCCCAAGGGCGAGCAGUGUUGAAGCUGCAGAGCUGGGAAGAAGAGGGCGUUCUGACAGGCUCCCAUGGGGAGUGUUCAGACCCCUACUAUCAGUGGUAUGCUGACCACGACAUCCGAGACCGUGGGGCCGUGUACCACGUGUGCACGGGCAAGCAUUCCACUUGCCGGUUCAAGCUGCCGAGCGGAGACAGGAGGAUUGUGAUUCACCUGGACCGAUGGCGGUUGCUGAGCCCGGCAAUCAUGAUACGGUCAGACUAUAUGAAAGAAAAAGGUGAGACAUGGGGCAGAGUAGUCCUCAAGGAAGCGGCAGCGGCAAAGGCGCCAGGCGGGCCACCCCAUAGGCCCCCAGGGGAUUCGGGGAUUGAGGCCGCUCUGGCUGAGGCUGCUGAAGGUGGUGGUUUUCCCCCGCCUGCCCCCGAGAGACGGGGGCCGAGGGAAGAGAAAAGGCGCAGGUCGAAAUCUCCCAGCCGAAAAAGGAGAAACAAAGACAAGUCGAAGAAGGAAAGAGGCAAGGGGCGCCGGGGAGAUUCUUCCGAGGAUUCUUCGGGUGCCAAGUCCUCAUCGGGCAGUUCGCAUUUUCAAGCAGCCCCAGCCCGGGGGGGCGAGCUUUGGCGACAAGCCCAAAAGAAACCCGGGCGGUUGGCACAGAAGUCCCUAGACGAGAUGUGCCGAUAUCUCGCCGACCAGCUGGCAUGGGCCGGUCAGAAGGUAGUGGCCUACCUGAAUCAGGUGGUGCUGGUGAACCACCCUCCAGCUCGCAUGGGGGUCAGAUCCCACCGAGAGAUGGUGACCCUGGCGAUGACCAUAGACGAGCUGCUGGGAGGGAGGAUCAUGCAUGCCUUGGACCUGUUGCUGCAGAGGUUCAAAGCGAUAGAGGCCUCCUUCGAAGAGGGAGGUUGGCAGACAGCACGGCACCUGGAGCUCAUUCCAGGAGGCGGAGCCGGUCUCUUGAGAGAAGACGAGAGGGCUGCCGCAGCGAAGGCCGAGAUCCAGGCAUCAAAGCUGAGGGAGGGCCUGGCCAAGGGAGAAGUCCGUGAGCCAUCAAGAGCGAAAAGAGAGCCCCUUGAGAGGCCGUCAGGCCGCUUGGACGAAGACGAGGGCAGAUCAAGGUCAGCACGUGACCUUCGAAGAGAAGAGAGCCCAGCACGAGAAAGGAGAAGGAGAAGGUCAAAAAGGGAUCGCUCCCGUCGUGAUCGUCGACGACGGGCCGGACAAGAGUCACAACCAAGAUCAGCCCCUCCAGAAAGGGUCAAAAGGGAAGAUGAAAGGAGGAGGAAAGGGCAAGAGAAGCCGGCUAGCCUGGAAGGCGAGCAAGUUCGGCAGACCAAAAGGGAGCCAUCAGAAAGGAGUCGGCAAAGCAUCAAAAGGGAGCAAAGCAGGUCCUCCAGGGGACGAAUCUCAGCCACCCCAACGCGUGGUGAUGUCGACUUGAGGCCCCCAGCAAGUAGAUUCCUUCGGGAGUUUCUUCAUGCGGAGGAGACCGGGAACCUGUCGGCGGCUCAACUGAUCCGUCACCUGGUCCUCCAACUGAUGGAGACUGACUCGCCGCUCAAAGAAUACAUGCUCUGGUCUCUACAGUCCCCUACGCGGAGAGAGGGCAGGAUGCUGAAUCUGUUCCCCCUCCCGCUUUGGUUUGAUGGCCGGGAAGCCCUAAAUGAGAUUUUGGAUGAAGCUCAAGUACGUGACCAGCCAGGAGGUUGGCGGAACAGAGGCCGCACCAAGUCGAAGGCAGCCAAGGCCCUGAGGGGUAAUGGCUUAAGAGCUUGGCAUGGCCUGGUUGUGGUGGCCUUGAAUCAUCUAUAUGGGGAUGAGCCAAGAGGUGAAAGGCCAUGCCCUGGGGGGCAAGCGACGGCAGCCCAGGAGCAGGCUCUGAAUACCCUUUGGGAGCUUGUGAAGUCCUUCGUGGACGAACGAGAGUGGGCCGGGGUCCCUAGAACUUCUCAGGAAGAUUGGGGGAACGCCUUGGACGCGUUGAAGGUCAGCUACACUGGUGAGGUGUUGGAAAAGGCAGUGCCGCUCACCCUGGCCCAGAUACUCCCGGGGCUUCCGAGUGUGGAACAUGGGGGGUCAGUGGACAUCAUGGAGGAGGCGCUGAAGCACCCCGAAAAGAUGAUGGUGGAGCCACCUCAAGGCCCGAGACCUAGACCAAAGGUUAGGGUAGCCGAUGGGGAGUGGCCCAAGAUAGCGCGGGCCAUGUUUGACCGAGGGCUGGUGCGACCUGUAAAUCACUGCCCUGUGCUGGAUGGUGAAAAGGUGGUGAACGGCGCUUUUGGUGUGGCCAAACCUGACAAAGUAACCGCUGAAGGUGAUUCAGUGCUGCGGCUUAUAAUGGACCUCAGAGCCACCAACUAUUGCAUGAAGCAAAUAGAGGGCGAUGUCGGGCACCUCUGUGGGGCGACCUCAUUUCAGAGAAUCGUCAUUGAAAGUGGCGAGGAGCUCCUGGUGAGUGGUGAAGACCUGACUGCUGCGUUCUAUCUGUUUAGACUCCCGGAGGAGUGGAGCAAGUAUAUGGUACUGGAAAAGCCGGUGGCUAGGUCCGAUCUGGGACUGGCAGGUGAAGGCGAGACCCUGCUGGGAAUUGCGGUCCUGCCCAUGGGUUGGCAUUCGGCCGUCGGCCUGAUGCAGGCCUGUCAUAGGACCAUUGCCCUGAGGAGUGCCUCCCUGGGUGGAGCCGGCCUGAGGCCUCUGGCGGAAAUUUCCAAGACCGCAGUCUUCCCUGAUCUGGAUGAAGCCGCGGGGUGGAGCAUCUACCUGGAUGACACCACGGUCCUCGAGAAGGUCCAAGCGGUGGUAGCGGAAGAAUUGGGUGGCACCCCGGCAGAGGAACAGAAGCAACUCCGCGAGGCCUACGCGUGGUGGGGUAUCCCGACCAACGAGGCUAAGAGCCUGGAGCGCGUGAGGCAGGCUGAGAGGCUUGGUGCACUGAUGGAUGGCCAGCAAGGGGUCUUGAGGACAAAGACCAAGCGAUAUCGAAAGUUUGGCACCGCUGCUGUGCUGUCGUUGCUUUGCGACACAGGACCCACUGCAGUCCUGGCAGGUCGGUGGGGCUAUAGGAAAGCUUCCUCGGGAUUCUUGGCUGCAUACAGGUUUGGAAAGAUGUCGAACAAGCUUGCAGAUGAGAUUUCUUCUGCAGAGCUGGACGCGCUCAUGAAGAACGCCAUUUCAGUAGUGGAAUCCAAUUUUGAUGAGAGCCACCUACCCGUGUUGAUGGAAGUCUGCGACGACAUUGUUGAGCAGAUGGCACAUGAGCAUGCGCGUGCGCUUCAGCCAGAGGGUGCAGAUGAAUUGCCGGUGCAAGUCAAAUCGAUGGCUAUUCAGUCAUGCACAGCCACCGAAAUGUUCUUUCGGUGCAGCUGUGACUAUCCGCAGGUGCAGGUAGGCGCUUCAAAGCGCGACGUACAGACCACUAGAUUGUGGUGGGGCCAAUGCAUAAAUUGCGACGAAGCGUACGAAUUUUGGGAUCUUUUUGGAUUAACCGGCGACAAGACUUCUGGUGUGAAUCCCCACGCCUCCAUGCUGAACACAUUGAUCAACCAGGGUCGGACUAAGCGCGCCACACGCACAUCCACCAACUACGGCGAAGGUGUUCGAGCAAAGCCAAUUUCUCUAAGUGUCUUGGGAAAUGGGCAUCCCAAGAGGGUGGUGGCUAUGGAACGUGGGCUCAUCGGAAAUCACACAGUGGCGUGCAAAGAGAGGUUCUUGCUGGUCACAGACCACUCUGUUGCACGCCAUGACAAAUUGCCUCCUCACAUUACGUCCAGCAGCGGAAGUCGGUACACUUGGCUUCCGCUCACUCCCUUGCAGGCCAAGGUGUUUCAGUGGCAAGACUUGCUGAACAACCCGGCAUACUUCAAGCAAGCCGGUAGCCUCCAGGUGACCGAGGAUGAUGAUGUGGAAGACAUUGACCAGCCGGGUCUUGAAACAGAGGGCCCGCCACAUGGUUUUCCGGUGGUUUUGCCAGAUGGGGUGCCAUCCCGUGUGCGCUAUGUGCGUCAACCAGGACAGGCUCUGGUCACAGAAUUUCGUAUCUCCAGCAGAUGGACUCUGGCAGAUCCUACUGAUCACAUCAAGGAAGGCAAUCAAGUGGCGCAAUCUGUGAGGGCCCAGCAAGCUGCGACAGGUGAAGAUGAAGCGAUGCACGCAAAUGCCGCCGGACUCCAGGGGCAACUUGCUGCAGCCAUUUCCGUCCUCGACCUGGCUGGGGGCGGUGGACACUUCGAUGCCAACGGAGCCUUGAUUAUCAAAGCCGAGCAUGUGCAGGUUGCCUGCCGGCUGGUUGAGAUUGCCUUGCAGAUUCGACAUAUUUUUCGCCUCCCCCUCGAUGAUGACCUCUCCGAUCAAGAGAAUGUGGAGCGCCCUGAGAUACCUGUGCACGGAAACUAUGAGCGCAAGUUUGGUGAGGCGCUGGCAACCCAAGGAUUGCCUGCGCUGCCACCCGAGGAAGAAGAGGCAGUUGCCGAGGCAGAGGCAGAGGAAGAAGAGUUGCUCCCUCCCGAGGAGUCUGCAGACCACCAUGAGGCUAGCGAGGAGCCUUUGCCCACAAUUUUGUCCUGGCGCGACAUCCUUCCGGAAGAGCCUUUCUUCAAGAAAGGGCUGGCGGACAACGAUGAGAUGGUUUUUCCCUUCCCUCUGCAAGACCGUCAGCUUCUUCGAAAAAUUCUUCUUCACGGAGGCAGCGAGUUCAAGGUUUCGUACGAGGUGCAAGACAAGGCAAAGAUGUUGAUUCGUUGCACUGACGAUGCCAUGCGUGAACACACAGAUUUGUUUACCGGACAGGUCAAGUCUGUGUUGCAGAAGGCGGUGCAGCGCUAUCCACGCAUUGGCUCUUUGAAUGUUUCAAGCAAGGUUACUGGGCGUGCUUGUGUGAACUCGUGCGGUGGUGCGCAGAGGUGCUGUUGCCCCGUCUGUGAGUCUCCUUUGCAACAGCGCCGGCCGCGUCAGCGGGGCGCCGUGCAAUGUCAGUUGAUUGCUGAGGUCUUGAUCAACGGCAAAUGGGUCAAGCAGGUUGAUAACCCUCAUCCGCUCUAUUUCUUUGUCAGCAAGAAGCUAGGUGUUGCUGGCAGCUGGCUGCGGAGGUGGCGCUACAGGAUGUACCUGCAUCGUGCUUCCUUUCUGCACGAAGGCGUGCUGCUGCGUCUCUUGGACCCAACUGUCCAAGCACGCGUGCGGGUGCAGCUAGCCCGCGCCUGGGGCCGCGAAAUCUUGUGGCGCAGGUCUGCUGACGCAGAGCCAGUGGUGCGUGAGCGCCUUGCUUCGCAACUCUUGGCUUUACCUUUGGAGAAGCUGUUGGAAGUCAAUUGGUGUUGGUAUGAGCCAAUGAUGUUUCAAAGGCGGUGGACACAACUCCUCACCUCCGGCGACCGUCUCGACAUCUGCGCAAUCGAUGGCAACGCGCAGUUGCACAGGCGCACUUGUGGACAGCCGCAUGCGGAAGUUGUCUACUAUCCAGCUAUCGAAAAAUUUCUUUUGCGAGCCUGCUCCCGCAGCCCUCAUGGCAGGGAAACCUUAUGUCCUUUCCAUGCAUCACAAAGAGAUUCACUCUUGCAAGCGAAUCCUGGCGAAGGCGAAAUUGCUUCUCACCGCUUGAAAAGGGCUUUGUACGCAGAAUCUGAUGUCAGCUACCUUGAGGUCAAGAUGGACGGCUUCGCUGGGUGGCAGCCGGCAGAGACAGUCAACCAGACGGUGCUGAACCGUUACUUUGCAAAACUGGCUGAUGGCACCAUCCGCCGCAGGCCCCGGAGCCGCAAGUACUUGGCUCCUUGGUCUUCAGAGCAAGCGCGGGCAGAGAGCUCCUGUCAGACGCACAAGGAAGGCGAGCAGCACGUUGCUGCAGCAUCCAAGUCGGCUGGCUUCUUGCUGGCGGUGAGUUCUGGAGGAAUGAUUGUCGAUAUUCAAGAGCUGGUGUGUGCAGAAAGUUUAUCCCAACGUUAUUGUUUUUUGAGUACAUUGGCUACUCGCUGGCCACAGCUAGCAAUUGUUUGCCACGAUGACGCAUGUCAUCUCAAGCUCUUCGCGCUCCAGCAUCGGCGCAGUACUGCCAUAGCGGAGAGAUUGGCGACAAUGGAUUUCAUUGUGGAUCGCUUUCAUGCGCCUGGUCACUGUGGGGAAUAUUGCGCACAGCACUGCUUACCAACCAUUGAAGAAAACAAGCGAUUGCUUGGAACUUUCCCGACCGAAAUCGCAGAGAUCGUAAACAGUGAAAUGACCCCACUUGGUCAUACCAUUCACCACAUGGGCAAGUUUUUCACGCAACUUGUCGUCAGCGAAUGCACGGAUGUGCAUAAUCUAAGUCGCCUCCUGGCUUUGCGUGACAAGCAGCGGGCUGUCUAUGCUGGAAAGGUGGUGCACAUUUUGCAGUUCAGGAGGUGCCUAUUUUCAGUGAUGGAAGAAAUUUUUGUCAUGAUUGCGCAUGGAGGUGAGUGGCUUACAGUGACCGAGGCGCUGGCUGAGGAAAUGCUGCUGCUGGAAGCUCUCCUCCCGCUGGCCCAGUUCAACCUGAAGGCUAAGGUGGACCCAGUGGUCACUUGCAGUGAUGCUUCAGAGAGCGGCGGUGGCAUGUGCUUCUCAUCACGUCUGAGCUGGGCAGGGCGUGCAGAAGCAGAGUGGCUGGUCAAGGAAGGUCCAGAUAAGGACCCCCAGCGGCCAGAUGCCGAGGUCGUGUCAGAGCAAAAGAUUUUGGUCAUCGAUCUUUUUGCAGGUUUGGGAGGCCUGGAAGUUGCCCUGGAAAAGGCGGGAGUGAGAGUGCACCACUCACUGAUGGUUGAGAAGGAUGUGGACUGCAGGCGCCUGUUAAGGAGGAAAUACCCGGGUUCCGACUUCUGCAGCGAUAUAGCCAAGUUCAAUGAAGGGCUGCUGAAGAAGGCGAUGGAGAAGGUGCCGGGGCUCACUGGUAUCAUUGUGGGCGGCGGUAGCCCAUGCCAAGGGCUCAGCCGGCUUUCCUCGGAAAGGAGCCACCUUGAAGAUGAGCGCAGUGCCUUAUUCUAUGAGGCGGUGCGUGUGAUGGAAAUGGUGGAAAACAUGGCCUCGGAGAGGCGCCUCUGGAUCAUAAAGUUCCUGGAAAACGUGGUCCCGGAUGAGAGUGACAUUGAUGAGAUGUCGGCGGCCUUGAAGAUUCACCCUAUCCUGGUUGAAUCCGGAAAACUCAGCAGGGUGCGACGGCCGCGGCUGUACUGGCUGUCCAUACCAGUGGGGGACCCUGGGGACCCAAUGCGGGGCCAGGGCCCUUCAUACGAUGUGCUGAGGUUUCCAACCUUCACCAGGUCAAUUCCGCGACGUCGGCCUCCUCCUUGCCCAGCAGGGUUGGACAGCACAGACACCGUGACCCGUGACCGUUGGAAGAAUGACAUGUUCCGGUACCCGCCCUAUGUGUAUGCGGAGAGGUUUUUGGUCAAGGGCACUGAUGAGGUCCUGAGAACGCUGUCAGCGGCAGAAAGAGAGGUGCUGAUGGGGUACCCCCGGGGGUACACAUCCGCGCUUUUGAAAAAGAUGCCAGAGGGCGAAGAAGAACUUCAAAAUGCAGAGGACCUUCGCUGUGCAGCCAUUGGCAACUCGUUCCACACCAACACAGCGGCGGCCAUUUUUGACAAGGCCUUUGCCACCAUGGGUCUGAAAAAGGAGAAAGGAGUGCAGAAAAUUGUGGAUCAGUUUGUGAGCAGCUUGGAGGCCCCGCCGGAACCAAGCCUGGCGGAUGAAGCCCCAGUGUCAGAAGGGGAAGAUAUGAUCCUCGAACGCGAGGAUGAUGAGGAAAGUCUCAUUGGAGAGACGAUGCAGGCGGACCUGGAGCUGAAGGCAGAGAAGUUCCAGACGGAUGAAGAGCUAAGGGGCUCAGACGUCCGCUUGGACGUAGGGUCCCUGUAUAGGCCUGAUGCUUUCCCGAGAGGGUCGAUUGACCCGUCAAAGUGGCUGUGGCAUGUCGGUCUCGCUUACCGCUUCAAGCACAAGGAGCAUAUCAACAUCCUGGAGUUGAGGGCGCUGGUGGGGGCCUUUGAGUGGCGCCUUAGGGCAGCAGCGUUCUCACAAUGCCGGGCCCUGCACCUCACUGACUCGGUGGUGGCCCUCUCGGUGGCGGUAAAAGGUCGCUCGAGCUCCAGAUCGCUGAACAAGAUCCUUCGUCGGUUUGCGGCACUACAAUGUGCGGGCGGUAUUUACCCAGUGCUGGGCUGGGUGGAGUCCGGGGACAACCCGGCGGACGAGCCCUCCCGCCGCUAUGCCACAGAAGAACGCUAUGCGGAGGCGUUCAGAAGGUUUCGUUUGUUUCACAACCUGGGCAAGGAUUUUUGCAUUGAGAAUUAUGAAGAAUUCGAUGAUACAGUUGCAGAAUAUGUGGAGUUUUUGUGGGAAAGUGGCGAGCCGAAGAGCUAUGCCAACUAUACCCUUGCGGCCGUACAGUAUUAUCGGCCGCAGUCCAAGCAGCACCUACCAUGGAGCUGGAAGCUGGCAAAGAUUUGGAAUCAAGUUGAGAUGCCAGUGAGGGCGACACCCAUGUCUCCCAAAGUAAUGCUGGCCUUUGCGGGGGUAGCGUUACAAUGGGGCAAACCCGAGUUUGCAUAUCUAAUUGUGGUGGGGUUUGCCCUUUUCCUACGAACAGGUGAGCUGCUGCAAUUAGCUCCUCAGCAUGUCACGCUGUCCAGCAAGCUCGCAAUCAUUUUUGUUGAAGGCUCAAAAGGGAGCAAAAGGUCCUUUCUGCCAUUGGAAAGGCUGGAAAUCGAUGUGGGCGCCAUUGCAUUGGGGGGCCUUGAACGUGUGGCUGUGCUGAAGCACGAGGUCUUAAUGAAGCGUGCAGCGAAGGAGAGAGAACGAGAGGAAGCCAGACGGAAGGCGAAGGAAGCGAGAGAAGCGAAGGCGACCGCAGAUCAGGGCUACAUGGAGCAGGCUGAGCCGGAGGAGCACAAGAAUCCCAAGUGCCAAGAUCCUGAGGUUGUUGCGGCGUUUGACUAUCCCAGUGUUCUCCCGCUGUUGCCCGAGCCCUUCAAGGCCGGCAGGCUGCCGGCACCUUUGACCAGCACCUACGUCAAGAUGCAUUUGGGCAACAUACUGCCACAGGUUCUUGGGAACCUCACCCAAUGGACCACCGACAUCAGAGAAGCAGCGGCCAGACUUUUGCAGGUGGUGCUGGUGGUGGCAAACAAGCACAUCGCUCCCUUCUUGGAUGCUGUGUUGGUGCACCUCUACAAGGCACAGGCGGAUGAUGACCAAAAGGUGUCGAGCAUCUCGCGGUUGUGUGCCUCCAUGGUGGGUGUGUUCCUGGAGCCGGAGAUGGUGCUGGAAGUGGUUGGGAAGCAUUUGGGCUUGAAGCACGAAGGCCAGCGGAAGGGAACUUCCUUUGACGAGCUGUGGCCACAAGACAAACACGGUCGCCAGACAACUCGCACAGUGCAGGACGUGUUGUCGGGUGUGAAGAACUUUGCCGCCACCACGGCGGAAUCGCGACGACAAGUCUUUAUCGUCCUGGCGAAACUGCUUCACCCGACCUCCGCGACCUCGGGUGACUUUCAACGACCGCUGAAGAAGCCGGAGGUGAAGCUGGCCUUGCGCUUCCUGGAGGAAGGAGUCCGAAGUGAGCUGCUACCAGCUGUACUUGCAGCAACUGAGUCCCUGCUAAAAGCAGGUCAAGGUGCUUGCUUGGACGAUUGGCCACGAGUCUUUGAUCUCCUGCUCCGCAUGAAAAGUGGUGAGGAGUGCAACCUACAGACCGUGGAUGCCAACAUCGACCACCUAGCACGACUUCUCGGGAGGUCGCAGCUGCAACUCUAUGAGGAACAUCUCAGGAGUCGCUUGGGUGAGUUGCUGCAGGGGGCAGAUGGGGUGCUUUGGGAGGUGCUGAACCGUGGAUUUGGUGCUGAUACCAGCCCGAAUCGACACAUCCUUGAGACGCUGUCGCAAGCUCAUCACCGUGGGCGGCUGCGCAACGCUGGCGCCGCAGUGGCGGAGCACGUGGGCAAAUUGAUGCCAGUGCUGGCGCGGCAAGCGAGCCCCGAGGAUGCGAGUGCAUCGGCUCGGGUAGACCUGUUGGGCUUGGUGCACUUUUUGGUGAACGAGGAGGAUGAAGCGCUGGCUGAGGCGGUGAAAGAGAACUCCUUGGCCUUGCUGGAUGGCAUCCUCCUACCCAACUGCCUGGACAGUCCAACGGAAAGAUCCGAAGAGGCGGUAUGGCCUUGGGCCCCGGUGCUGGUUCUGCAACGAACCCCGGGUGAGGUCUGCGUCCACGCGAUCCUUCGGCGGCAUUUGGUGCCAGCAGCAGUUCUGAAUGAGGUCUUCGUGGACUUGAUGCCCAUCCUGAAGAGUUGCCUGGAUGAUAGUUGGUCUCCGGACAAUCGGAUGAUCGCCUGCCUGGUGUUGUCCUGCACGCUCUCGGACCUGCAGGCCGAAAUCAAUGGAGAGCAGCUCAGGGAGGUCUAUCCAGAGCUGCUUAAGCGAUUGGAUGACUCCAACGACAAGAUCCGAGUUGCUGUGUGUGAGGCUUUAGACGUGUUCUUCAAGUGCCUCCCGCACAACUGGAGCCGGAGUCUUUUCGAGUACAUCCUUCGGAACCUCUUCGUGCACUUAGACGAUCCAAACCCAGAGAUCCAGCAGGGUAUCUACACGGUUCUCCAAUCGGCAGUUCAUCAGGACUAUGCGACUUUCCUGAAGGAAGCGCAAAGUGCUGUGUCCAAGAGCUCCCACCCCCGACUGUGCGAAGAACUGGUGCGUUUGGCUGAGAGCCUGCAGACAUCAUCCUGUGAGGAGACAGUUGGAGAGCCGAGUUAA
Molecule: messenger RNA, 13410 nt
Organism: Cladocopium goreaui
Lineage: Eukaryota; Dinophyceae; Suessiales; Symbiodiniaceae
Source: the annotation of a GenBank genome assembly